Molecule: messenger RNA, 2876 nt
Organism: Folsomia candida
Lineage: Eukaryota; Metazoa; Arthropoda; Collembola; Entomobryomorpha; Isotomidae
Product: GDNF-inducible zinc finger protein 1
Exons: 7
Coding region: 165-2321 (718 amino acids)
Biological process (GO): regulation of transcription by RNA polymerase II
Molecular function (GO): DNA-binding transcription factor activity; RNA polymerase II cis-regulatory region sequence-specific DNA binding
Source: RefSeq, a predicted model, not a curated record
CAUCGAUCCGAUCGUGAUGGCGAGUGGGAAUAAAGAAUGAUGAUUUUCUUUUCUUCAUCCGGCUGGUUUUUUAAAAAAUACUUGUAAUUUUCAAUAUUUAAAAUCGAUUUAAUUAAAACCGAGUGUGUGUCUGAGUGGGUGUGGAUACCAACAUUUGCACCAAGAUGCGUUGUUGCGUGAUUUGUUCCCAUAAAUUCACACCACACCCACAGCCCCUCCUUGAUGAGCAGCUCUGUUCUCUGUACUUUAUUAAGUUCCUCUUCCCCCAAGAACUCUUAUCUCCGGAGCAAAUAGUGUCCCUAAUUUCGAAUGGAGCCAGUAUAUCCGAUACUGUCGAGUUUUGCGCCGAGUGCCACGCUCAGAUUUUAGAGUGCAAAUCGAUAUGGGGACAACUUAAUGCUCUGCAAGAACAAUAUUCCACAUUGAAAUCGAAGAUAAAAAAACAAAUCCUCCUCAUCACUUUGAAUAGGAAGAAAAAGGCGGAGGGGGAGGUUGAUGUUUACACCGAGAUACGAAAAAGAUUGAAAGAAGUUGAAGAUGACGACGAUGCCAUCGCAGAUCUUACGUUUGCAGAUAAUUCUUCACCGCCACCUCCUCCAAUUUGUUUGUACGGAUCGGAUGUAAAUGAUAAUGAUGACGAUGACAUGGGAGGGGAACCAUUAUCGCCAGUGUCCCCAGCUCCUUCAGAUACACCGAAAGAAUCCAUUAGAAAGCACCGCAAGACUGAAAACAAAAAGACGGAUGUGCCAUCAUCCACUAGUCGAAAACCAGCACCGAAACGAAGAAAAACGAGGAAAUCCAGCCGCAAAAGAAAUCUCUCGGAAGAAUUUCAAUUGAAGCUUGAACCAAAGUGUGAACUAGUAAUAAAAGAAGAAUUUGUAUCAGAGUCAGAAGAGGCUGACGACGACAUGCCUGAACUUGAGGAGGACGACACAGAAUACAAACCUCGAAAAUCGCGAUCCAGAACCCCACGAAUAAAAAAAGCAAAAACGCCUGUCCCUCCAAUCGUCGGUGACACUCCCAUUCGCGAAGGGAAAAGAAAAUAUGUGAAGAAACAAAACGUCACGUUUAACUGUCCAAUUUGUCCUUGUCCCUCUUUUCCAACUAUUUCCCUAUUGCUCACUCAUUUACAAAAAGGUCACGCCAAGGAAGAAACUCUGCCAAAAUUCUGGUGCGAUGAAGGCCCCUGUUCUCAAGCAAGGAAAGGAUUUCUAAAAGCAGAGUGGUUACUGUGUCACCAGCAAGAAGUUCACAAUCACGAAAAAAUUCCUCCCCCCAAAACCAUGAAUGUGGAGUCAGAAAAGACUGCAUCAGACAGAACAGUUGAUGAUAAAACAACAACGGCGACUGAGCAUAUCGUUGAAGAAGUUAACAAUGGGACGAUGACGACUAUGGCGACUGAACAUGAUAAACCAGUGGCCGUCAAGUCUACAGAGCAUGAUGCACAUGAGGAUAAUGGAACAAUGCCCACUACUGAACCUGAUCAAGCUGUGGACGACAACGACGCUAGGCCAAUGACAACCGAACCUGAUGCUGUGGACAAUGGAACGAUGGCGUCGACUGAACCACCUCCGCCAGAAAUGCCUAGUCACGCUGAUCGUCUCGUCAUGGCAGCGCUAGAAGGUCGAACUUGUCCCAAAUGCUACAAAAUAUUUGUACUUCCAUCUGCCAUGCGAGAACAUUUCGACCACGUCCACAAGAUCAUGACCCUUAACCCAUUUAUGUGUCAUAUUUGUCCCAAAUCGUAUAAGCGAAAGUUAAAUUUACUCCAACAUCUUAAAGAGCACGAGGGAGGGGACACAAUCCCAGCGUUCGGGUGUGUUUCGUGUCCCCGUAGAUUUAGGAGAAAAGUCGAUCUCGAUCUACACGCCAGAAUUCACACCGGGGCUGCUGGAUUACUUUUCUGCUCCAUUUGUGGGAUGGGUUUCAGACAGCAUUUCAGUCUUAAAAGGCACAACAUUCUCCGUCACAACGCCGGAGGUGGCGAAACAUUUGAUUGUAAAUUAUGCGGUAAAAAGUUUAAGAUUGUGUCCCAUCUCAAGCAACACAUGGCGAGCCGCACCCACGGAGGAAUGGGGUCUGCAUGGAAGAGGGUGCGAGAAAAGAAACCAAAACCCAUUAGUAAUGAAGUGUUGAACUAUUCAGAGGGUUAUUGUGGGAGUGGGAGUGAAGGUGCCAAUGCGAUGCACCACGAGGUUGAAAUCUCUAGGAGUCAUAUUCUUCAAUAUGAUGUUCAAGCUGGAAUCAGUGGGGGUGGUCAAGGAUCAUCGUCUUCUAUGUCGAACGUCCAGUGGACAGGAGGGUGGUGGGUUCCUCCAUAGAUUCCAGAGCUUUCUUCCCACAAAACGUAAACUCAUGUAAUGGUUUAUGGGGACAACUUAUCUUGUGUAUGUACGUAUGUACAUACAUACAAUAGAAAAAUUAGAUGACAAUUGUAAUUCUGUUUACAUUAUUAUUUAACAUAUGAAGUUUUUAAUUGACUGUUCCCAAGCUGUCCAAUAAAUUUUUUGCUCAUUAUAGUGCACGCUUAUGUUUCGGUUAGUGAUUAAGGUCACAAGAUUGUGAAUAUCGGUAGCUCUGAAGUAUAUAUAAAUACUUUUUUUAAUUUUUAGCAUGCUUUCUUACUGUACUUUUAGUAUUAAACUGACCCAUGUUCUCAGUGGUAACAGUAUUAAUUCAUAUGUCUUAUCUAUUCAUUACAAGCUUUCUGUACUAAUGUACAUAAGUAAGUAAAUACUUUUGAAGUUUGUGAAAAUUGUCGAGUUCAAUCAUAAUUUCGUGAUCAAGUACAUAUGUGCAAUUUGUAAUAAUGUAAUUGUUUUCCAAUUCACAUUUUCGGUCUAAAUAAAACAAAUAAAGUGUAUUUGAAGUAAGUA